This is a messenger RNA of Phragmites australis (common reed), 1039 nucleotides long. Its product is annotated as ubiquinone biosynthesis protein COQ4 homolog, mitochondrial. The transcript is spliced from 3 exons. Gene Ontology annotation, biological process: ubiquinone biosynthetic process. NCBI's taxonomy places the organism in Eukaryota, Viridiplantae, Streptophyta, Magnoliopsida, Poales, Poaceae. The record is from RefSeq and is a predicted model, not a curated record. Gene Ontology annotation, cellular component: mitochondrial inner membrane. The coding region runs from base 158 to 841 and encodes 227 amino acids.
AAUUUUUGACAUUUUUUCAUAAACACCCUUGCAUUCCGGCUUGAGUCAGGUUCAGCGGCGAGAGGCCCGUUCCCCUCGACGGUCGCCUUCGUCUCGUUCUCGCCGUAGCCGUGAGAGCGCCACCGUGUUCUCCACUCCGGCAGACCGUCAGGAAGCCAUGCUGGGGGCCCGUGUGCAUCUGAAGGGGUGGCAGCAGGCAGCUGUUGCACUUGGUUCUGCAUUUGGGGCCUUGCUUGACCCAAGAAGAGCUGAUCUGAUAGCUGCUCUUGGAGAGACUACUGGGAAGCCAGCAUUUGAGCGUGUGCUGCAGCGAAUGAAGAACAGUGCAGAAGGCAAGGAAGUUCUUUUGGAGCGUCCUCGUGUUAUAUCCUCGCAGGUUUCUCAUGCCUGGGACAUGCCUCAGAACACGUUUGGUGCUGCAUAUGCUCAGUUCAUGGGAUCAAGGAACUUCUCACCAGAUGAUCGCCCACCUGUCCGUUUCAUGGACACUGAUGAGCUUGCAUACGUUGCAACACGUGCCCGCGAGGUGCAUGACUUUUGGCACGUGUUGUUCGGCCUUCCAACAAACCUGAUUGGAGAGACUGCCCUCAAGGUGAUCGAAUUUGAACAGAUGUUCCUCCCAAUGUGCAUGCUAUCAGUUGUCGGGGGCUCUGCGAGGUUCAGUGGGAAACAAAGGACUUUGUUUUUCCAGCAUUACUUCCCAUGGGCAACAAAAGCAGGCCUCAAGUGUACAGAUCUGAUGUCUGUUUACUAUGAAAAGCACUUCAAUGAAGACUUGGAGGAAGUAAGGAGAAACUGGGGAAUUCUACCAUGCCCUGAUCCCAGGAAGAGCAGUGUAUAGACGAGUAUGUUCUGCAUGAAAUGGCUGUAUUCAGUUUCCAUCUUUGGAUAUAUUAGUUGCUAUCUUCUCUUGGAAUAAUAUAAUGAGGAGCUAUGUUAUUGAUACCUUUGCAAGUUUAGAGUGUGUUUUGGUUAGAAUGUUACAGGACGUGCAAUGUUUAUAUUUCCAAUGAUCUAUGAGAUGUUUACUUGAAUGAUC